This is a messenger RNA of Lineus longissimus, 1472 nucleotides long. Its product is annotated as protein ZNRD2-like. The record is from RefSeq and is a predicted model, not a curated record. The transcript has a single exon. Lineage: Eukaryota; Metazoa; Nemertea; Pilidiophora; Heteronemertea; Lineidae. Bases 222 to 935 code for a protein of 237 amino acids.
GAUGAUCGAACAUACAAUUCCAAAUGGUCAAGAUUGAAAAUCAUAUCCACGACCUGACCUGUGUUCUAAUCCUGUCUGAGUUACUCAAAAACUUCAUCAGAAGCCAAUGACUAGGCUUCACCAUAAAACUGUUUGGAAAUUGGCUAAACCCUUCCUGAUAUAAAGUUUCCAAGAAAGUAUAAACUUUGAACUUUUCAUAACGCGCUUGUCAUCCAUUGAAAAUGUCGUCAUUCAUGAACACACCUGAAGAUGAAUGGGUUCCUCCGACAGAAGAGGAACAGCAGGUUAUGCGAGCUCGUCAGGUCAGGUCCAACAAGAUCAGUAAGAUUCUCGGCGAGUAUCUCUUGAAGGGCUACAGGAUGUUGGGGACAACUUGUCCUGAUUGUGACACCAUUCUCCUCCGAGACCGCCAGCAGAAAGAUUUUUGUGUUGCUUGCACGGAAAUCGAUGUGCUGCCUGAUAACAAGGAAGUAGAACACAGCGCUGGUAAUGCUCCAUCCAGUGCUAACGGUGUCCCUAACGUGGAGUUUGAAUCGGCUGAGCAGAUUCUGAACGGAGACGGUUAUGCGGGCGCUGUCUCUGAUGAACCUGCGCCGUUUCAAAUAAACGGGCAGCGUCCCAGUCAAGAACCCCGGAUCAUCUCCCUAACACGUGAACAUUCCAGAUCGUUGAACAGCAGUUUCCGUGCCGUGUCUCCGGUUCCUUUGGACUUUGUAGAUGGAGCUCACGAUCCAAGGACACCGAUAUAUACAACGUCGCCUUGUUUAAGUAGGACAAAAACUGUCCUGGAACAGAAGUUACAGUGGGCUACAGAUGAACUACAGAGAAGUCUGAGUGUUGAGGGUAGUAUACAGUUGUGCACUUUGAUUAAAGUGUCUCUAGAAACGCUUGAAACUUUGUCCAAACAUCAAGCUAAACUGGCACCAGAAAAGUGAAUAACUCCACAGUAGCCAGCUACAAAAUGUCUAAAAUGGGAAGUCUUCCACUAGGUUUUCUUGAAUCUCCUCACCUUAAAACCAGGUCACCAAAUCCUGUUAGUAUAUUGUUUAAACGUUCUCUUCGCUGAAGUGUCAUGCAUGUCCACUUGAGCACCCUUGCAUGUUUUCAGUAUUGUCCUGCAUGUAAUAGGGCCCAAAGAAGACUUUGAUAGGAGGGAAACAACAGACAGGAGCCAAAUGAGCGAGGUUAAGUUUCAUGUUUCAAGUAAACAGUAGUUUACAAUACAUUGGCGGGCUUGUACGAGAGAUGGUUUACCACUAUUGAGUUCAAACUAGACCCAGUCUCCUAAUUUGCAUACCAGUCCUCGGGUGACCUCCAAUUGGAUGCUUUGGCCCUCUGCCUAUAGUCUCCCUUUAAGGCCCAAUCUACUCUGAGCUGGCUGAAAUAUCUCAUUGUGGUGUGUGUUCAGCCAGAUUCUGUUCCAUGUACAUAACGCACAUAAAAUGGAAAAAUAAAGCCCAUUGGAGCUUAAA